AUACUUAUUCAAUACGUACAAUAUCUCUCAGUCAGUAGAAGGUGAUUCGUUCCAAUAAUAGACUGAAAAUUAAAAUUUGUUACCAUAAGCAAAGGACGUCAAGGACUGGGGUGGAAUUUGAGAAAACUCUAAUACGUAAUGUUAACAUAACCCAUAAAUCCAAGUAUAUUUGCUUCAAGUGCAAUAUCCACCGGGAAUGAUGGACGGGAAUGAUGAGACUGACGAGUAUGAUACUGAUAAGGAAAAUAAGGGGACGAAGGCUAAGCAGACCAGCUCUGGUAAAAAUGCAAGACACAGAGCACAGAAAUUUUGCAAGGCCUGGUUGCAAUGUGAAGAUUUUAAAUUCUGGCUGCUGCCUGUGCCUAACAACAAAUUUAAAGCAAAAUGCAAAAUUUGUGGAGAUAACGAAUUCACAGCAGAACUCAGUGUUAUUCGCAAGCAUGCUAAACGAAAAUGUCACGUCAUGAAGACUAACCAACUCUUAAAGCAUCAAAAGCAAAUGCAAUCUUUUUUGGCACGGUCUACAAAGAUGCAAGAAACAUCACAACAAAAACUAACGAAAGUCGCUGAAAUCAAGUUGUGUGGAUUUUUAGCUGAGCACAAUAUUUCAUUUCGAGCCAUUGAUCACUUGUCAGAGUUAAUUAAAACGUGCUUUCCUGAUUCUAAAAUUGCAAAAAAAAUGCAACUGAAACGGACAAAAUCCACCAACAUCAUCAAACACGUAAUUGGAAGCAGCGAGAAAGAUAUUCUAACAGAGAAAUUGAAAAAAACACCAUUCAGUAUUCUUACAGACGAAAGUACGGACAUCUGUAAUGAGAUUAACUGUAUUUACAUCACACCGAUAGAAUUUGUUUGUAAUAAAUUAUAUGUUUCCAGGUUCUACGAUGCAGAGAUCGGCGCCAUUGUUAGUCGAUUCUGGGAGUUGGCCCAGCUUUUCAAAAACAGUGAGGAAGCAGCCGAAGGAGCAACUUCUGAACGUCUAUUUCACACGAUAAUGACAUCUUUCGAAAAACGGAACAUCCCAAAAUCGAACAUUGUAGGCUUCGCGUCAGAUGGAUGUAAUACUAUGGUUGGUAAACAUAACUCUGUUGCAAGUAGGUUCCGAGAGCUCUGCCCAGGCAUCACUAUCUAUAAAUGUAUAUGCCACUCACUACAUUUGUGUGCAAGCGAAGCAUGUAAAGCUUUACCACGUACGUGUGAGGACCUAGCUCGCAACGUCUAUAAUUUUUUCAAAGCGAGCGCAAAACGACAGAGCGAUUUUAUCCGAUUUCAAUUUCUUCUCAAUUUAAAAAUACAUCGGCUUCUGCAUCCUUCGCAAACACGGUGGUUAUCUGUGCUUGCCGUAGUAAGUAGACUUCUCGAACAGUGGGAGGGUUUGAAACUGUACUUUGCUGAAAAACUUGUUAGUGAAAAGUUACUAUCAGUGGAACAGAUAUAUAAUGCUUUAAACGAUCCUCUGAUUCAUCUCUUCUACUUAUUCCUAGAAUGGGUUUUACCGAAAUUCGUAACAUUGAAUCGGUACUUUCAAUCAGACAAAGUGGUGAUAGUCAAUCUAUAUAGCAAGAUGAAGGUUGCGUAUACCGACAUUUUAUGCUCCUAUAUGGAUAGAAUGUAUGUUCUCCAAACGCGCCUUGCCGAUUUAGAUCCGACAAACGAGAGUAAAUACAUAAACGUACAAUCAAUGUAUUUAGGCGUGAAAGUAAUGACGGCUUUAAGUUCUGAAAAAUUGAGGGACCAGCCGCCUGACCUACGAAACCAUUUCUUCGAAGGAUGUCGUAGAUUUCUAAUUACGAGCUGUAUAGAAUUAAAAAAGCGAUUCGAUUUCAAAGACCCUGUUCUUCCUCUUCUGGAAAGCUUCACACCGAUAAAGGCAAUGUCACAAAAUUAUCGAACUCAUAGACCGUCUCUGCUUCCGAUAAUGACGCUAAUGCCGCGAGUAGUCCAUGAGAAUUCAUAUCAGAAAAUCGAUGAUGAAUGGCGACAGCUCCCGUUUUUCACGUUACCUGGCGAUAUAAACUCUGACGAUAAUGCCGAUAUUUUUUGGAGUAAAAUUCUCAAAAUAAAAAACGAAGAAGUCGGUGUUUUUUCUAACUUGGCGAAAUUUGUGCUUGAUGCACUCGUAGUGCCACAUUCUAACGCGGAAUGCGAGCGCGUGUUCAGCAAAGUUAAUUUGUGUAAAACAAAAGUACGAAAUAAGCUGAUAACUGAUAGUAUAGAAGGGUUACUUUUAACCAGCCAGCAUUUGAAUAAAGAUUGCAUCAAGUUUGAGCCGACAAAAAAUAUGUUGGCAAAAAUGACUACAGCGACGCUGUAUCCCCAAACUCCUCAAAGCAAUCAAAGCACGGAAGACUCGGAGAAUGACGACGUUAUGUUGGGUGAUGACGAUAACUAACAAGUAUGUUCUCAGGCUAACAUUUCAUUUGUCGUACUACAAAUUUUUCAAGCAUGUUGAUUGGCUACAGGAUAAAGAAGUUUCGAGUCUCUAAAAAUCCUCUAUCUUGUAGCCAAUCAAUGCUUGAAAAUUUUGUUGUACGACAAAUGAAAUAUUAGCGAUUAGCCUUAUAAGACAAUUCCAGCCAAGUUUUGUGAUAGUAGAUUUUACCGAUAGGCGAUAUGUGAUCUGGAUCUCAUAUAAUAUUUAUAUGAAAGGAGAGAUGUACAAAAUAGAUUAUAACGUGAUUAUAAUUAUAACAGAUUAAUAUCACAAUGUGCAAUUAGUUGAGUUAAGUAUAAGCUUCAUAAUUUCAUGUUAUGCGCUGCAAUAAAUGACCCUAAAAGAAUAAAACAUUGUACGAUAAUUUUCCCUAGUGUACGAUAAUUUGAUGGAGCUAGUACGAUCAUUCGCCUUGUGCGAGUUGGCAACGCUGCUCGGAAGGCAUUUAAGAAAAUCGAUCGAUGAGCG
This is a messenger RNA of Vollenhovia emeryi, 2902 nucleotides long. RefSeq lists its product as uncharacterized. NCBI's taxonomy places the organism in Eukaryota, Metazoa, Arthropoda, Insecta, Hymenoptera, Formicidae. The transcript is spliced from 2 exons. The record is from RefSeq and is a predicted model, not a curated record. Bases 197 to 2392 code for a protein of 731 amino acids.